This is a messenger RNA of Verticillium alfalfae VaMs.102, 828 nucleotides long. RefSeq names its product carbonyl reductase. Lineage: Eukaryota; Fungi; Ascomycota; Sordariomycetes; Glomerellales; Plectosphaerellaceae. The record is from RefSeq and is a predicted model, not a curated record. Gene Ontology annotation, molecular function: oxidoreductase activity. The transcript has 3 exons. Bases 1 to 828 code for a protein of 275 amino acids.
AUGGCUCCUGCGAGGAUCGGCGUCGUCACUGGCGCAAACAAGGGCAUCGGCUUGGCCAUCGUCCGUCAACUGGCGCUUCAGUACCCAAUGUCACACAUUGAGAACGGCUCAUUUUUGAUCUAUCUGACCUCCCGCGACGACAUCCGCGGCAGAGAAGCUGUCGCAUCUCUAGAACAGGAACUCCUGAAAUCUAGGGUCCUGGCUACAGAAGGGGGAACCACUGAAAUCAAGCAUCAUCAACUGGAUAUCUCCGACUCGGAAAGCAUUGAGACGCUUGCAAACUUCCUUAGCAAGGAGCACCCAGAUGGCAUUGAUUUCGUCAUCAAUAACGCCGGUAUUGCCCUCGAGGGCUUCAGUAACACCCUGGAGGCCACGCGUGCCUGGAUCCCCACCCUCAAGUCCGAUGGCCGCAUCGUCAACGUGGCCUCCAUCUCCGGCGCGCUAAACAAGUACUCCCGCAGCAUCAGGGACCGUUUCAUUGACGCAAAGGCCGUCGAUGAUGUCACGAAUCUCAUGGAAGAGUUCACAGCUGCCGUUGCGAAGGGUACGCAUGAGGCUGACGGAUGGCCCAGUGCUGCGUAUGCCGUGUCGAAAGCUGGCGAGAUCGCGCAGACGAGGGCGAUUGCGAAGGAAUUGAAGGACGACGGCAGCAAGAUUCUCAUUAACUCUUGCCAUCCCGGCUGGGUCGUGACUGAUAUGACCAAGGGCAAGGGGACGAAGACGGCCGAUCAGGGAGCGCAGACGCCGGUCCAACUGGCGAUUGAGGAUAUUGGCGGCAAGUCCGGCACGUACUGGUCUGACGAGAGGGAGGUUGACUGGACUGCUUGA